Messenger RNA from Cotesia congregata, 519 nucleotides. Lineage: Eukaryota; Metazoa; Arthropoda; Insecta; Hymenoptera; Braconidae. The record is from the annotation of a GenBank genome assembly.
AUGAUCAAAAUAACAGAUUUUGCUGAUCUUCAAACUAAGCAGUUUUCACAGUCAAUUGCGUGCGACAAGGAUAUUGCAGGAACUUCACCCUACGGUGUAUUCCCAAAUCAACCACAGCUUUAUGCAGCACAAGGACCACCACCUCCGACAUAUGAUCAAACGUUGACACAUCCAAUGAUGUAUCAGCCAAUGUAUGGACAAGGGUAUCCAGGAGGAUAUUUGGCAGGUUAUCCAACAGCUUAUGGACCUCUCCAGUAUUAUCCACCACUAGCAGCCGCAGCUGCUUAUUAUCCGGCUGCUGCAAUGCAACCAGCACCUGUAAGGCCAACUAUGUUAGUUCCAAAUGGGUUUGAUGGUGCGCGAUUCGAUGGUAUUUCACAGCAAGUUCUGCCACCACCACCACCAGGAGUUACGGCAAAUGCAGCUCAAUUAGCAGCAAUGGGGCAUGGUGUUGCUCUAUCACAAAAGAAAGGCUCGUUUUUAGGCGGUGGAACAGAAGGUGGUUAUACUUUUUGGUAA